ACUCAUCAUUUCAUUUCAUAUAAUACAAAGCCUAUUCAUUGAUACAUCAAAAAUCCGUUGCCACUGUACAUUGAUCACCUUUCUCAAACUUCAUUUUUUUUUCUGUAUUGUAAUUUUUUGAUUCUGAAAAGUAGUAGCCUCUUUCUCUAAUCCAAUAUUCUGUGUUCAAAAAAGGGUAUUCUUAUUCCCAGUAUAUGAUUCUGAUCAAUUAAUUAUAACUAUCUUUGGGGGAAUCACAAAAAUCUUAUCAUUAUAGUACUAACCUAGCACGCCACUUGUUUGUGAAAUGGAAACUUUAUUUUCUACUUCUUUUUUACCAAAUUCAAGUUGGAUAAACGAGAAGAGAGAAUGGACUAAAGAAGAGAACAAGCAAUUUGAAAGUGCUAUUGCAAUAUAUGAUGAGAAAACUCCUGAUAGAUGGUUUAAAGUGGCUGCCCUCAUCCCUGGAAAGUCAGUUAUUGAUGUAAUGAAUCAAUAUAAAGCACUUGUUUCAGAUGUUUCAGAUAUUGAAGCUGGAUUGGUUCCAAAUCCUGGUUAUUUCGCGUCUUCGAUUACCUUGGAAUUGGUUGAUCAUUGUGGAUUACAAACAUUUAGAAAAAGAGGGAGUAAAUCAUCUGAUCAAGAAAGAAAAAAAGGUGUACCAUGGACUGAAGAAGAACACAGGAGAUUUCUGAUGGGACUUGAGAAGUAUGGAAAAGGGGAUUGGAGGAACAUAUCGAAGAAAAUGGUAAUUUCAAGAACUCCAACUCAAGUAGCUAGUCAUGCUCAGAAAUACUAUCAGAGACAGAUAUCAGGAGGAGGCAAAGAUAAGAGGAGGCCUAGUAUUCAUGACAUUACGACUGUCCAUAUCACCGCGGACUCCGCGUCCCCAAACAACCUAGUAUAUAACAUCAAUUCCUUCUCUAAAGAAAAGUUAUAUGCAGAAACCAGUUCCUCUUUCCAGAAAUUUACAGCUACAACAGAUAUUGUGAACUGCUGGAAUGCCAACUUAUCAAAUGAUCAUGAAGAUCUGAUGGAUUUUGGAUCAUCAUUUGUCACCUACCCAUAUGAGAUUGCUUCACAGUCUUGGGAUGAACAUGGAACUGACGACUCACAACUCCAGUUCCAAUCAACAAGAUAUCAGAUAUGGGGUUGAAAAAUGUACUGGAUUCUGUUUUAAUUUGUAAUCUUGGUAUUAAAUUAUUAAUUAAUGUAACUCAAGUUUAGUU
Solanum stenotomum is the source of this 1208-nucleotide messenger RNA. Its product is annotated as transcription factor DIVARICATA-like. The transcript has 2 exons. The record is from RefSeq and is a predicted model, not a curated record. Gene Ontology annotation, molecular function: DNA binding. Lineage: Eukaryota; Viridiplantae; Streptophyta; Magnoliopsida; Solanales; Solanaceae. The coding region runs from base 287 to 1135 and encodes 282 amino acids.